GUGUGCGAAGCGCUCAGAAAACUGCGCACGGAACGCAGCGAAAGUUCGACGGCAAAAUCUGUGGCAAGCGGCGCGUUUUCAAAUUUCGCAGAUACUCAGUGUUUUGAGUGCUACGCAACUUUUGAGAUUCUCGGCUGCAUAAUUAUUUUACACUGUAUGCUCAAUGGUUUUCGCCGCAAAAUGAAUUAAAGCAGAGCCACGUGUUGAAAGCGUUGUAAAAACAUUCGCAUAAAUAAUGCGAUCAAAAUCAGUGACAAAGAGCAACGCUUGACAAACAUACGAACGAGAUAAAAAACAAAAAACUCCAAGGAUACACAAGCGCGCGGGAGGACAUCCUCUCCGUCCGAGAUGCCCCCAGCUGGCCAGGGACUGAGCCUGCUCCUGAUCCUCUGCCUGCUGCAGGCUCAUCUCUUUCCGAGCGCAGCCUGGUUCUACGAUGCCGAGUCCGUGGGCGGAGUGGCCAGCAUUGGAGCCGGCUCCGAUGAGCACAGCUUCAAGACGCCGGAGACCAAGAACUCGCACAAGUCGCAGAGCACCGAGCUGGUCCAGCACUUUCCCAGCCUUCCGAUGCCCGAUCACCGACGUUUGGGUGCCCGGAAGCAGUUGGUCUUCGUCGCACUGCUGCCAUCGGUGGAGUCGGACAACAAGAACGACUGCAUCAUGCCCAAGGUGCUGCCCGUGCUCGAGCUGGCCAUCCGGCAUGUCCAGCGGAUGGGCUUCGUGGGCGGCAGCCACUUCGACAUCCAGCUAAUAUCGCGCGACACCUUCUGCUCCUCGAAGUACGGACCCAUUGGCUUCUUCGAGAUCUACACCCAGUGGACGGAGGUGAAUGCUGUCUUUGGCCUGCCCUGCGAGUACGUAUUGGCGCCCAUCUCGAGGUACGCAGAUGUCUGGCAAGUGCCCGUACUCACCACCGGCGGCAAUGCCAAGGAGUUCAACAAGAAAUCCGAGAGUUACUCCACUCUAACCCGGUUGAAAGGAGCUCAGGUUAACAAUCUGGGCAACGUGGUGCGGGCAAUACUCAACAGCUUCAAUUGGACACGAACUGCGCUGAUAUACCAGAACGAGAACGCCAAGGUCAAGGGCAACUCGGUGUGCUUCCUCUGCCUGGCCGCCAUCCACGACACCAUCGAGGAGCACUCCGUCUACCAGCUGGGAUUCGACACCUCCACCUGGACGAAGGCGGACAUUACGCGGAUGCUUAAGAAUGUGGCCAUGCAGUCGAGAAUUGUCAUAAUGUGCGCCGAUCCGCAGUCGAUACGUCAAAUUAUGCUGACAGCCGAGGAGUUGAAUAUGAUCGAUAGCGGCGAAUAUGUUUUCAUCAAUAUUGAAUUAUUUUCGCGGGUUCAGUAUCUGACGUCGCAGCCGUGGUACGAUAAGAACGAUACGGAUUUAAAUAAUGAGCGCGCCCAGAAGGCCUACACGGCCAUGCUGACCGUAACCCCCAAACAGCCGAAUGAUAACGAGUAUACCCGGGUCUCCAAUGAGAUCAAAGCCAUUGCCGCCGAGAAAUACAACUAUACCUUCAGCGACAACGAGCCGAUUUCGGCAUUCGUCACCUCCUUCUUCGACGGAGUCCUGCUCUACGCCAAUGCGCUCAACGAGAGCAUCCGGGAGGAUCCGACCAUGCUCACACGGCCCAUCAACGGCACCGACAUGGUGCGUCGCAUGUGGAACCGCAGCUUCACUGGCAUCACUGGCAAUGUGACCAUCGAUGCCAACGGCGACCGGCUAUCGGCCUACUCGCUGCUGGACAUGAAUCCCACCACCGGCAGAUUCGAGAUUGUGGCCCAUUUCCUGCACAAUCGCCUGGAGUUCGAGGCCAACAAGGAGAUCCACUGGGCGGGCGACCGGGAGGAGGCGCCGCCAGAUCGACCCAUUUGCGGAUACGAUGGCGCCCUAUGCCCCGAUAAUUCACUUCCUGGCUAUGCAAUCCUGUCAAUUGUCCUGGGCACCAUGGUGGUCGUAAUGGCCGUGUGCUUCUUCUUCGGCUAUCGUCACUACAUCGCCGAGGCGGAGAUUAACUCGAUGAGCUGGAAGGUGUCGCUGGAGGAUGUGAUGUUUCGAGAUGCAGCGGAGCGUGGCCUGCGAGGCUCCUUCCAUUCACUGGUGAAGCAAAGCUCCCAGCUGACACUGAUGUCCGAGGACAUGGUGUCCAUCAACGGAGAUCGCCAAAUCUUCAUACCAGUGGGCAUGUUCCGCAAGAGCAAAGUGGCCAUCAAGCCAGUGGAGGUGGACAACGUUCAGGGCCUGCUGACCCGGAGUUUGAUGUUGGAACUGAAGCGGAUGAAGGACUUGCAGCACGACCACUUGGUCAAGUUCUAUGGCGCCUGCUUGGAUCAGAGGCGCAGCUUCCUGCUAACCGAAUACUGUCCCAAGGGCUCGUUGCAGGAUAUCCUCGAGAACGAGCAGUUCCAGCUGGACUGGAUGUUCCGCCUGUCGCUGAUGCACGACAUCGUGCGUGGCAUGCAGUUUCUCCACAGCUCCGACAUUCGUUCGCACGGCAACCUGAAGUCCUCGAACUGCGUGGUCGACUCCCGAUUCGUGCUCAAGAUCACCGACUUUGGGUUGCAUACCCUGCGGCGGACGAGAUUCGACCUGGAAAGUGAUGGGGGCAACUGCAAUAGCCACGCCUACUGGAGCAAGCUCCUGUGGACUGCCCCCGAACUGCUGAGAGUGGAGCACAAUCGUCCGCCGGAGGGCACCCAGAAGGGCGAUGUCUACGCCUUUGGAAUCAUUGUGCACGAGAUAACCACGCGACAAGGACCCUUCUACCUGGGCAGGUGUGCGUACGAGAAAUCGCCGCAAGAAAUCAUUGAACUCGUGAAGGGAUACAAUCCUCAUAGAAUGCAGAAACCAUUCCGUCCUGAACUUGAACCCAACGGCGAUACCAAGGCGGACAUCAAUGGCAUAAUCCGUCGCUGCUGGGCAGAGGAUCCUGCCGAGCGUCCGGACUUUAAUACCCUCAAGUCGAUGAUACGCAGGUUUAAUAAAGACAACGAGACGGGAAACAUUGUGGACAAUCUGCUGAAACGCAUGGAACUGUAUGCCAACAAUCUGGAGGAACUGGUGGAGGAGCGCACCCAGGACUACCACGAGGAGAAGAAGAAGUGCGAGAAGCUGCUGUACCAAUUGCUGCCGCAAAGCGUGGCCGCCCAGCUCAUCAGCGGACAGCCAGUGGUGGCGGAGACCUUUGACCAGGUGACCAUAUACUUCAGUGACAUCGUGGGCUUCACUGCCAUCUCGGCGGAGAGCACGCCCAUGCAGGUGGUGCAGUUCCUGAACGACCUGUACACCUGUUUCGAUUCCAUUGUGGAGAACUUUGAUGUUUACAAAGUGGAGACCAUUGGAGAUGCGUACAUGGUUGUGUCCGGACUGCCCAUUCGAAAUGGCAAUCAGCACGCCCGAGAGAUCGCACGUUUGGCACUGGCCCUCUUGGAGGCGGUGCACAAUUUCCGUAUCCACCAUCGUCCGGAGGAUCGUUUGAAGCUAAGGAUAGGCCUGCACACCGGAGCCUGUGUGGCCGGAGUGGUGGGUCUGAAGAUGCCACGCUACUGUCUGUUUGGUGACACUGUCAACACUGCCUCCCGCAUGGAGUCCAAUGGUGAAGCGCUCAAGAUCCACAUAAGUGAGACCACCAAGGAGGCGCUCGACGAGUUCGGCACCUUUGUGACCACCCGACGCGGCUUUGUGCCCAUGAAGGGUAAAGGUGAGAUGCUGACCUACUGGCUGGAGGGCGAGGUGCCCCGCCCCAACUCCCUGAUCUCGCCCAGCAAGCUGAUGCUCACGCGGCGCUCCUCAUUGAAGCAACCGCAGCGCAGCCAGUCGCAUAAUCUGCACAAACAGUACUCCGAACUGGUGGUGGCCUCGCCACCGUCCCAGUUACCGCCACCAGCGAUCGCUCUGCCACCGCCACCGUCGCCGUCCAAGGACUCGCCCAAUCUCCGCGUGAAACGCAAGAUCAGCUCCAGUUCACCCAAGCUGAAUGGCGGCGGCUUUGACUACCACAAGACUGAGAACCACUAUCUGGAUACGGCGGCGGCUGCCCAGAGGAACUGCGACAUCUACAGCAGCCGCAGCCUGAGGGACAUGGAGGAAACCUCCGAUAGCUGGGAGCUGGCACACUUCCGGCUGCCGCUGAGCGGAGCACUCAAGAGCCACCAUCACCUCAAUAACAAUAGCCACGGCUAUGUGCACUCGAAUUCCAGCUCCAAUCUGAGCGGUAUCCUGCAGCCGCCGCCACUGGGUGUCCAACGCACCCGGCUGAAGCCCUCGCCCACGAUCUCAACGCUGCUGACAAGCGCCAGGAGUGAGGCCAAUGCCUCCCCGGGCCCCGAAACAGGCAGCAUGGGCAGUGGGCAGCUGAGGAUCAAGUUUGCUGAAGGGGACGAGACCCCACUGCUGCCCACACCGCCGCCGCUGGCUGCUCCUCCACCGAUUCCACAUUUGGUGACCGCCAGUCCGCAACGGAGCGGCAGUGGCCAGAACAUUCCGGCGGACAGCAGCCACUACGGCUUCCUGGUGAAGAGCUACAAGCAGCAGUGCCCACCGGUGGCGGGCAGUGCCGUCACCCAGCCACUGCUGGCCAAGAUCAACUCAUAGCUGUAUGGGGGGGAGUCGACUCCCUCUUCACUGUAAUCAUAUGCAUAUUAAAUGUACUUGUUUGUGAUAAUAAGUUAAACCCAAGUUGAACAAGUUAGUGGUUAGUCAAUAGUCGACCGAAUCAAAUUCGAAAUUCGUACGGGAAAUCUUCUAAAAUGUUUCCUAGAUUUUAAUCGCCCCAUCCCCUUACUCAUAAGUAGCGAAUUUUAUAUUUAACCAAACCUCAAAUUAAAAAAAAAAAGGAAACUAGAUGUAAAUAGAAACUUAC
Molecule: messenger RNA, 4870 nt
Organism: Drosophila mauritiana
Lineage: Eukaryota; Metazoa; Arthropoda; Insecta; Diptera; Drosophilidae
Product: atrial natriuretic peptide receptor 1
Exons: 9
Coding region: 349-4602 (1417 amino acids)
Biological process (GO): cGMP biosynthetic process; intracellular signal transduction; protein phosphorylation
Cellular component (GO): membrane
Molecular function (GO): guanylate cyclase activity; protein kinase activity; ATP binding
Source: RefSeq, a predicted model, not a curated record